Molecule: messenger RNA, 3076 nt
Organism: Microtus ochrogaster (prairie vole)
Lineage: Eukaryota; Metazoa; Chordata; Mammalia; Rodentia; Cricetidae
Gene: Fshr
Product: follicle stimulating hormone receptor
Exons: 10
Coding region: 30-2114 (694 amino acids)
Biological process (GO): activation of adenylate cyclase activity; male gonad development; hormone-mediated signaling pathway
Cellular component (GO): plasma membrane
Molecular function (GO): G protein-coupled peptide receptor activity; protein binding; follicle-stimulating hormone receptor activity
Source: RefSeq, a predicted model, not a curated record
GAAGAAAACAGGUGGAUGGAUAAAUAAAUAUGGCCUUGCUCCUGGUCUCCUUGCUGGCACUCCUGGGCUCAGGAAGUGGAUGUCAUCACUGGCUCUGUCAUUGCUCUAACAUGGUCUUCCUCUGCCAAGACAGCAAGGUGACAGAGAUUCCAUCCGACCUCCCCCGGAACGCCAUUGAACUGAGGUUUGUGCUCACCAAGCUUCGAGUCAUCCCAAAAGGAUCGUUUUCUGGAUUUGAGGACCUAGAGAAAAUAGAGAUCUCUCAAAAUGAUGUCUUGGAAGUAAUAGAGGCAGAUGUGUUCUCCAACCUACCCAAGUUGCAUGAAAUUAGAAUUGAAAAGGCCAACACGUUGCUGUACAUCAAUCCCGAGGCCUUCCAGAACCUCCCCAGUCUACGAUAUCUGUUAAUAUCCAACACAGGCAUUAAGCACCUGCCAGUGCUUCAGAAGAUUCAAUCUCUUCAAAAGGUUCUAUUAGACAUUCAAGAUAACAUAAACAUCCACACCAUUGCCAGGAAUUCCUUCAGGGGACUGAGUUUUGAAAGCGUGAUUCUAUGGCUGAAUAAGAAUGGGAUUCAAGAAAUACACAACUGUGCAUUUAACGGGACCCAGUUAGAUGAGCUGAAUCUAAGCGAUAACAAUAAUUUGGAAGAACUGCCUAACGAUGUUUUCCAGGGAGCCUCUGGGCCAGUCGUUUUAGACAUCUCAAGGACAAAGGUCCAUUCCCUGCCCAGCCAUGGCUUAGAAAAUCUGAAGAAGCUGAGGGCCAGAUCCACUUACAGUCUGAAGAAGCUUCCUAGUCUGGAAAAGUUUGUCACCCUUGUGGAGGCCAGCCUUACCUACCCCAGCCACUGCUGUGCCUUCGCACACUGGAGACGGCAAAUCUCUGAACUUCAUCCGAUUUGUAACAAAUCUAUUUUAAGGCAAGAUACUGAUUAUGUGACUCAGGCUAGGGAACAGGGCAUCUCUCUGAUAGACGAUGACCCCAGUUAUGGAAAAGAAUCCGACAUGAUGUAUAGUGAAUUUGACUACGACUUAUGUAAUGAAGUCGUUGAUGUGACCUGCUCUCCAAAGCCAGAUGCAUUCAAUCCAUGUGAAGAUAUCAUGGGGUACAACAUCCUCAGAGUCUUGAUAUGGUUUAUUAGCAUCCUGGCCAUCACUGGGAACAUCACAGUGCUGGUGAUCCUAACCACCAGCCAAUACAAACUCACCGUGCCCAGGUUCCUGAUGUGUAACCUCGCCUUCGCUGAUCUCUGCAUUGGAAUCUACUUGCUAUUCAUAGCAUCCGUUGAUAUCCAUACCAAGAGCCAGUACCACAAUUAUGCCAUCGACUGGCAAACAGGAGCGGGCUGUGAUGCCGCUGGCUUUUUCACCGUCUUUGCCAGUGAACUAUCGGUCUACACACUGACAGCCAUCACCCUGGAAAGGUGGCACACCAUCACUCAUGCCAUGCAACUGGAACGCAAGGUGCAGCUCCGCCACGCUGCCAGCGUCAUGGUGAUGGGCUGGAUCUUUGCCUUCACAGCUGCUCUCCUCCCCCUCUUCGGAAUCAGUAGCUACAUGAAAGUGAGCAUCUGCCUACCCAUGGAUAUUGACAGCCCUUUGUCGCAGCUGUAUGUGAUGGCCCUGCUUGUCCUCAAUGUUCUGGCGUUUAUAGUCAUCUGUGGCUGUUAUACCCACAUCUACCUCACGGUCAGGAACCCUAACAUUGUGUCCUCAUCAAGUGACACCAAGAUUGCCAAACGCAUGGCUACCCUCAUCUUCACUGACUUUCUCUGCAUGGCUCCCAUUUCUUUCUUUGCCAUUUCUGCCUCCCUCAAGGUGCCCCUCAUCACUGUGUCCAAGGCCAAGAUCCUCCUCGUUCUGUUCUAUCCCAUCAAUUCCUGUGCCAAUCCUUUCCUUUAUGCCAUCUUCACCAAGAACUUCCGCAGGGAUUUCUUCAUCCUGAUGAGCAAGUUUGGCUGUUAUGAAAUGCAAGCCCAGAUUUAUAAGACAGAAACCUCUUCCACUGCCCACAACUUCCAUGCAAGGAAGGGCCAUUGCCCCUCAGCUCCCAGAGUCACCAAUAACUCCAGUUACAUGCUUGUUCCUCUAAGUCAUUCGGCCCGGCAAUAAAAUGCAAUGUGAAAAAUGGAUCAUCACCUUGAAUGGCAAUGACUUCCUUCUGAAGAGUGGGCCAGGGAAGAGCUGGCAGUGUUUCUAUACUUGCAUCUAAUUUCAUCUUCCUGGCUCUGUGCAUGGCAAAUUGAUCAGGAACUUAACUCACGUGACUCUUUUAAGAACUGCAUUAUUGGUAACAGCAAUUAAGGUAAAGUCAUACUGCAGCACGCUUGUUUCCUGCUUCUGUUUGGAUUGUCUCAAUUGAUUUUGUAAAAAUCAUGUUCAGGAGGCUAAGUGGGGACUUGUACUGGAAUUUUACAGUGAGGAAGACAAGACUCUCAACAACUUGUCUGAAACUGCUUGAUGUAUUAGAGACAAAGCCACGGUGAGGCAAUCCGACUCUUCUGGAAUCUCCAAGAGAAACGCCGCAGCGUCGUGCAAAUAUUUAUUGAAUGCCAUGACAGCUUUGUAAUGGGUCAGUGUGUAUGGGCUCAACUACAUCAUCCAGAAACCCUUCCUUGGGAGUUUUGAGUUAGGGUGGGCCACCCAGAGAAUUCUUAGGAAGACAUAAUGUCAAAAAAAAAAAAAAAGCAGCAGCUGUACUGUGGUCAACACUACAUUGCUGAAACUAAUUCCACCAAGCUGUCAAGGCCUCAUGGUGGGGGAUCACUUGACUUUUCCUGGAUCCUCCCUUGAACUCUUUGAGUGAGUUCUGGGCCACCUGUGUGUUUUCAGUAGCAUAAUGAAGGAUGAACUUCUGAAGGAUAUUUUAUCAUCAAGGUCACAAGCAGCAAGGACAGAAACUGGGUUCAGUUUGUUUCCCUGGGACUAUAUUCUGUGUCUGUUGAGUGUAUGCUCACGAUCUUUCCUUUAUGAGGACGUACGCCCUGAGGACACUGAGCUCUAGCAUCAGAUGUAAGGACAGCAUCCUUCCGCACCCAGCUUAGGCAGCGUCCCAAAUGUGGAAGAGACAAUUC